AUGCGACCGGGGUUUGAAGAAUUGCUGCGAUCGGGUCUGCUAGGAGCUCGGAGUUUUGAUGGCCGACUGGGUUUGGAGCUGAAUGGGAUUUGCGGUCGGAUCCCUCUGCAAGGUUACGACCGGAUAAAAUGGGCAGCUUGGUAUGGAGCUGGGCAGCCAGUUGCUGCUAGCAGUUUGAAUGGAGCUGGAAAUCUCCGCCAAGAUUGGAGAAGUGCGCGGCCGAGAUGUUGA
This is a messenger RNA of Prunus armeniaca (apricot), 231 nucleotides long. Lineage: Eukaryota; Viridiplantae; Streptophyta; Magnoliopsida; Rosales; Rosaceae. The record is from the annotation of a GenBank genome assembly.